UCUGUCCAAUUACAAUGACUUCGUGCUCCUGGGGACGCCUCAGUAGAUCGAAAUCGUGGUUAAACGCUGAAAAAAAAUCAACUCCAGACCAUGUCACGACGCAAUCCAGGGGAGGACUACAGAAAAGGGUCAAGUACCUACAGAGCGGAGGAUAGGAGGGAUAAGGAUGAUGACAGGGACAGAUCACCCCUGCGAUCAGAGGACAGGAGGGAAUCACCCACUUACGGACAGGGAGACUCUAGGAAACAGAAAUUAACGUUUGGAUUUGGAAAGAAAGUACCGACUGACCAGAAGAAAGGAAUACAAAUGAAAUUGGGAGCAACAUCUAAACCAGUGACCAAGCCCGUGGCAAAGCCAACAGUAGCCUCAGUAUUCAAUGCUGAUGACGAUGAUGAACCUGAGGAGAUGCCUGCCGAAGCACGAAUGAGAAUGAGAAAUAUUGGACGUGAGACUCCGACCUCAGCUGGGCCCAAUUCAUUUGGAAAAACUAAACAAGGCUUCUGUGAUUCUAAGAAAAUAUUCGAGAAAACACUUAAAAAGGCGAUGGAGGAGGCAAACAAAUGAUUCUGUUCAUGCGAUUUUUUUUCUAGUUUUAAGAGAUAACUGUACAUUCGUUUAAUGUAAGAGGUAUCAUGGGGUAGCGGAGAAAUCUCCAUGCUGAAGGUUUUUAUGAUAUCCAGAAUGUUCUUUUUGCAAAUAGCCAAGUCGCUUUGACCUCAGAUAAAUUUCGAUACAUCGAUCUGGCACAGGGAAAAUUGUAUCAACUACAUGUGUUAAUAUUGUGGAAUUUUAGAUCGCAUCUUCCCUCAGUGUUUUCUGAUAUUUUCAACAGAGAUAUUUCAAAUGUAAAUGGAAAAUGCCGGAGAGCCGAUACACUCAGUAAUCAGGAAUAUGACUAAUAAAAAUUUAUUUGUUUCAAUUCAUUUUUAAUAAUA
Molecule: messenger RNA, 935 nt
Organism: Fopius arisanus
Lineage: Eukaryota; Metazoa; Arthropoda; Insecta; Hymenoptera; Braconidae
Product: PEST proteolytic signal-containing nuclear protein
Exons: 3
Coding region: 91-564 (157 amino acids)
Biological process (GO): protein ubiquitination; proteasome-mediated ubiquitin-dependent protein catabolic process
Cellular component (GO): nucleus
Source: RefSeq, a predicted model, not a curated record